AUGCCUACUACCACUGCAGAAACUCUCUCCCUCGUUACCAGGAACGUCUCCGUUGCCCCCCUGGUACUGCUUUCCGCAGUCGAUCAUUACAAUCGAACGGUUCAGAAUAAAACAAAACGACGAGUAGUUGGCGUACUCCUAGGGCAAAACGAUGGGAAAAAUGUGAGGGUGUCCAAUAGCUUUGCUGUGCCGUUUGAGGAAGAUGAUAAAGACCCGUCCGUAUGGUUUCUGGAUCACAAUUACGUGGAAUCAAUGAACGACAUGUUCAAAAAAGUGAACGCAAGAGAGAAGCUGAUUGGCUGGUACCACUCUGGCCCGAAACUACGAGCUUCAGAUCUCGAGAUCAACGAACUCUUCAAGCGAUACACCCCUAACCCACUUCUUGUCAUCAUCGAUGUCCAGCCCAAGGAGUCCGGCGUCCCGACUGAUGCCUACUUCGCUGUCGAAGAAAUUAAAGAUGACGGUACUACGACUUCCAGAACCUUCGUUCACACGCCUUCCAUAAUCGAGGCCGAGGAGGCCGAGGAGAUCGGCGUUGAGCAUUUGCUACGAGACAUCCGAGAUGUUGCCGUUGGUACGCUAUCCACACGUGUUACAAACCAGCUUCAGUCCCUUCAGGGCCUUCACUUGCGCUUGAGAGACAUUGGCGCGUAUCUUCAGAAGGUUCUAGAUGGCCAAUUGCCAGUAAAUCAUGCAAUUUUAGGCAAUCUACAGGACGUCUUCAACUUACUACCGAACCUGUCCUCUCCUGAAGUUGACGGCAAGUCCGGCGGGGGAGAGUUGGCCUAUGCGAUGAGCAUCAAAACGAACGACCAACUCAUGGCCAUUUAUCUUAGCAGUUUGAUACGUGCCAUUACGGCGUUCCACGACCUCAUAGAAAACAAGAUUCAAAAUAGGCAGCAGCAGGAGGAUAAGGAGUCUAAAAUAGAGGAAAAUGGAGCUAAAGAUGAGAAAAAGGAGAAUGGCGUCAGUGGGCAGAGUGGGCAGAGUGGGGAGUCUAAAGAAACUGGGGACAAACAGAAAGAAGGCAAGGAGAAGAAGAAAUAG
Molecule: messenger RNA, 1047 nt
Organism: Pochonia chlamydosporia 170
Lineage: Eukaryota; Fungi; Ascomycota; Sordariomycetes; Hypocreales; Clavicipitaceae
Product: 26S proteasome regulatory subunit rpn-8
Exons: 3
Coding region: 1-1047 (348 amino acids)
Biological process (GO): proteasome-mediated ubiquitin-dependent protein catabolic process
Cellular component (GO): proteasome regulatory particle; proteasome complex
Molecular function (GO): metallopeptidase activity; protein binding
Source: RefSeq, a predicted model, not a curated record